Messenger RNA from Beauveria bassiana ARSEF 2860, 999 nucleotides. RefSeq names its product putative 3-hydroxyisobutyrate dehydrogenase G6G8.5. Gene Ontology annotation, molecular function: NAD binding; NADP binding; 3-hydroxyisobutyrate dehydrogenase activity. Bases 1 to 999 code for a protein of 332 amino acids. Lineage: Eukaryota; Fungi; Ascomycota; Sordariomycetes; Hypocreales; Cordycipitaceae. Gene Ontology annotation, cellular component: mitochondrion. The record is from RefSeq and is a predicted model, not a curated record. Gene Ontology annotation, biological process: L-valine catabolic process. The transcript is spliced from 3 exons.
AUGCGUUUGGCUGCGGCUCAGAUGCUCCGCGGCGUGGUCCAGCGGAGGGGCUUCGCGACCACGGCUCGACGGCUCGACAACUACGCCUUUAUCGGCCUCGGCCAAAUGGGCUACCAAAUGGCCAAGAACCUCCAAUCCAAGCUCCAGCCCAGCGACAAGGUCUCGCUCUACGACAUCAACGGCGACGCCAUGAAGAGGCUGCAGGCUGAAAUGAAGGCCGCUUCUACGGGUGCCGCCGUCGAGCUCGCUGCCAGCGCCCACGACGCCUCCAAAGAAGCCGAUACCGUCAUUACCGUACUCCCGGAGCCGCAGCACGUCCAGGGCGUGUACCAGUCCAUCCUCGCCCCGUCACUGCCCCGCCGCGACCGCGUCUUCAUUGACUGUUCCACCAUCGACCCCUCGACGUCGCGCGCCGUCGCGGCCUCGGUCGCCGCCGCGCAGCAGGGCGUCUUUGCCGACGCGCCCAUGUCGGGCGGCGUCGUCGGCGCGACCGCCGGCACGCUCACUUUCAUGCUCGGCGCGCCCGCGGCGCUGCUGCCGCGUCUCGAGCCCACGCUGCUGACCAUGGGCCGCAAGGUGCUGCACUGCGGCGACCAGGGCGCCGGUCUGUCGGCCAAGCUCGCCAACAACUACCUGCUGGCGCUCAACAACAUUGCGACGGCCGAGGCCAUGAACCUGGGCAUGCGGUGGGGGCUGGAUCCCAAAAAGCUGGCGGGCGUGCUGAAUGUGAGCACGGGCCGGUGCUGGCCGAGCGAGGUCAACAACCCGGUCAAGGGCGUGGUCGAGACGGCGCCGGCGGGCAGGGACUAUGCGGGCGGCUUCGGAAUUGCCCUGAUGAAGAAGGAUUUGAGGCUGGCCAUGGUGGCGGCGGAGGAGGCGGGCGCGCAGAUGAAGCUGGCGGAUGCGGCGUUCAAGGUGUACGACGAGGCGGCAGAGCGGGAGGACUGCAAGGGGCGUGACUUUUCUGUCGUGUAUAGGUAUCUGGGUGGCAAAGAGUAA